Molecule: messenger RNA, 1026 nt
Organism: Trypanosoma rangeli
Lineage: Eukaryota; Euglenozoa; Kinetoplastea; Trypanosomatida; Trypanosomatidae
Product: trans-sialidase
Exons: 1
Biological process (GO): ganglioside catabolic process; oligosaccharide catabolic process
Cellular component (GO): cytoplasm; intracellular membrane-bounded organelle; membrane
Molecular function (GO): exo-alpha-sialidase activity
Source: RefSeq, a predicted model, not a curated record
AUGAGUGAGCAGCGACAAUCCAACAUGUGCCGUCAUCUGGUUUCUUUUUCGGUGCUGCUGCUCCUCUGCCUGUUGCUGAUAUGCUGCAGCAGUACGGCUGUGUACGGUGAGGAGGGAAAUAAACCAAAGGAAGAGCAGCUGCCAAAGGGUAUCAAUCUUUUUAUGCCGCAUCAAACGAUUGUGGAAACGCAAGGUCGAAGUCAAACGAGGGAUUAUUUUGCCUUCCCUUCCCUUGCCAGUGCUGGUGGAGUGUUGGUUACUUUUGCCGAGAGUCACAGCGACCUCCGAGUCUCCGGUGAGGAAUAUGCUUCAAUGUAUUACGCUGAUGUUGUGGCGGGGUACGUUGACUCUGCGGAGAGCUGGUCGUCUUUUGUUGAUGAGUUCCGUGAAGACGAAUGGAAGGCGUACAGCAUCUUUAACAUAACCACGCAAGGGGACCACAGCGGCAUUGUGAUACACCUGUUAAAACCCACAACAAUUGCAAAGGGUAACAAGGUUUUUCUACUUGUGGGGGACUAUUAUCAGAAGUAUGAUCCUUCAUCGAAGAAGCACAUUAAAUCCUCAAAGGAUCUUGUUUUGGUCGUGGGUGAGGCCACACAAGAUAAAGUCAUUCAAUGGGGCAAACCCACCUCGAUUUUAUCACAGAUUGAACCAUAUGCUAAACAACUUGACCUGGAGCAGUUUAUUGGUGGUGGUGGCUCAGGCGUUGUGAUGGAGGAUGGCACGCUUGUGUUUCCUGUGACGGUGAAGAGUAGAAAAGAAAACGAAACUGUCUCCAUGAUUGUUUAUUCGAAGGAUGACGGCAAAAAUUGGGUGCUUCCACAGGGGACGCUCCUCAGGUGGUGCACUGACCCCCUCAUCGUUGAGUGGGAGCAGGGGCAGCUUGUCAUGGUUGCCAAAUGUGAUUUGCUCUCCAAUGUGUUCGAGUCGAGGGACAUGGGGGCAACGUGGAGGGAGGCUGUCAGGAUACUCACACGUGUUCAGCCCAGGUUGUUACCAGACGCUUCUCAGAAACCUGAAGGAGUG